AUGACUGACAUUGAAGCAGUUGCAUCCCUCAAGAGAGGAGCAGAGGGUACUGAGUGCCGAAAGGAAAAGAAGCAGAAGAUGAGGAGGACUAUGGAUUUAAAAGCAUCUCGCCAAUGUUCUACCAUUCUCAAUGUUUUGUCCUCUCACAAACAUGGAUGGCUUUUCAAUCAGCCAGUGGAUCCUAUUUUGUUCCAAAUCCCUGAUUAUUUUGAUAUCAUAACACAUCCCAUGGAUUUAGGCACAAUUAAAUACAAGCUCGAGUCAAAUAGUUAUCCUUUUAUGGAGGAUUUUGUGGCUGAUGUCAGAUUGACCUUCUGUAACUCCAUGAUAUACUAUCCCCGAGGUGAUGAAGUUUAUAAAAUUGCAAUGGAGCUCAGCCAAAUAUUUGAGGGUAAAUGGGAAGAGUUUGAGAGAAGUUUGAAGUGUGAACAAGAUUCUGGAAAAAGUAUGAAUCAAGAAAAUGAUACCUUGUCCAACAACCCACCUCAAAAACUUGAGGGAAUUUGUUACACACCAACUUUUAUUGCUACCUUCAGAAUGAUUCCGAGAGGCAUGCACAAAGAGCGAGCUAGGAUUGAGGCCCAAACUAAAGCUGCUGAGAAAGAGUCUAAGAGACAGGAAAACAUAGAAAGAGAAAUUGCCAUUGGAUUAGAAAAGAUGAAGAUAAUUGCUGAUGAGAAAGAUAAAAGGCUGAAGGAACUUGAAAUGCUAUCUCCUCAAUCUCCAGGCAGUAAAAUUACACCCAGAUUGGGGCAGCUUAGUUUAUUUGACAAAGAUUAUAAUAAUAUGACCAUGUUUUGA
Arachis stenosperma is the source of this 801-nucleotide messenger RNA. RefSeq names its product transcription factor GTE9-like. Gene Ontology annotation, molecular function: protein binding. The coding region runs from base 1 to 801 and encodes 266 amino acids. The transcript is spliced from 4 exons. The record is from RefSeq and is a predicted model, not a curated record. Lineage: Eukaryota; Viridiplantae; Streptophyta; Magnoliopsida; Fabales; Fabaceae.